AACGUAGUAGGUAUUUAUCGUAUUGAUAAUGUGCAAUGUAUAACGUGACAAAUCGAACUAUUGCCGUCAAGUGACGGAGACAGGCGGUCAUAAUGUGCGACAGUUAACCUAACAUUACAUUAAAGUGCUCUCUUGGUUAAAUUACAUAAAAGUGGUCGUGUUGUGAUGAAAAAUGGGGAAAAGUGAAUCAUGGAUUACGCCGUUCAAGAAACAGUGUUUCGUGACCCUUGGCGUGUCAUUGAACAUGGCGGCCCAUGGCCUGGUGAUGGGGUUCGCGGCCAUCCUGCUGCCCCAGCUCCGACUGCCCGGCUCCAUCAUCCCCAUAGAUGACGCCUCUGGCUCUUGGAUUGCCGCAAUCCUGGGAUUUGCCCUUGUCACCGGAAACUUCGUGGUUCCCACCAUAAUGGCCAAAUACGGCAGAAGAACUGCUAAUCUAGCUAGCUUAGCGCCAAUGAUUGUCGGAUGGUUUUGCAUCAUCCUCGCCACUAACAUUACUAUACUCCUCAUCGCAAGAUUUCUUCAAGGCCUCGCUAUGGGUAUGAGUGCUUCUCUCGGCCCUGUAUUAAUAGGAGAAUACACCAGCCCAAAGAAUAGGGGAGCGUUCCUCACAUCCAUAUCAUUGACGAUAGCGACAGGAGUUCUUUUCGUCCAUACUCUAGGCUCCUUUCUCACUUGGCAAACGACUGCUCUGGUAAUCGCAUUCCUAGUUUUCGCAGAUAUAUUGAUAGUGAUAUACUCUCCAGAAUCACCCAGUUGGCUGGCUGAUCAAGGAAGAUACGAUGAGUGUAGAAAAAUUUUCCACUGGCUGAGAGGUGAUACCGAAGAUGAUGAAUUAGAAAAGAUGAUAGAUGCCAGCAAAAUUGUAAGAGAAGCCAAAGAAUUCGCAAACGUUUCAGACUCUUUCGUGAAGAAAGUAAGAACUAAUUUAGCGUAUAUAAAUACGACAAUGAGAAAGAAAGAGUUCUACAAACCGAUUUUUAUAAUGAUCCACAUUUAUACUUUAGGACAAUGGUCUGGCGCGAAUCUUUUGGCCGCGUACACCAUUGAUAUCUUUACGAAUGUUAUUGGAACCGGAGCGAACAUUUCUCUCAUGGUGAUCACUCUUGAUAUUCAGAGAAUCAUUUCGAACACCAUGGCCGUUUAUGUGAUAAAGAAAGUCAAACGUCGGACCAUGCUGUUUGCAACUGUUGGAAUAAAUCUGUUUGCAUUUUUGGCGACAGCAGCUUACACUUACUCCAGAAAACAUGACCUACUGCCGUUUGAACAUCCAGCUAUUGGCAUAGCUCUCAUCCACAUUCACAUGUUCUCGAUAGCAACUGGUACAGUGCCUCUUCCAUUCAUCAUUGCUGGAGAAGUAUUUCCAUUGGAAUACAGGAGUCUGGCUGGUGGUUUAAGUGUUCUUUUCCUGUCAUCAAACCUGUUUAUCACGGUGAAGACUGUUCCAUAUUUGUUCACGAAUGUUGGCAUCCAUGGAGCGUAUGUUUUGUACGCGGGUGUGGUGGGUUAUUGCCUUGUGAUCGCGUGGCUCUUCCUACCAGAAACUAAGGACAGGACUUUGCAAGAAAUCGAGGAUGAGUUCCGAGGUAGACCGCUCUCUCCCGAGGAACUAAAGUCCGUUCAAUCUCUGACUUCUAUGAAACAAUUUAAUACAGACAGACGGUGUAGUAGCCCCGUUAUAUGAUACAUGUAUUUUAAGUAUUAUAGUUAUAAUUAUUUGUACAUAGUGAGACAAAAUAAAUGGAUUAAGAAGACAUAUUAUAUGAGUAAGUUAAUACUGUAGCUAUUGGUGAAAAUUUGGAACUUUCAUUAUGCGAAUAUGGAGAGUUUGUGAUACUGCUCUAGUAAGAUAGUGUAAGUACACUGUAAGUAGAAAUUUAUUAGGAGGUAGUCUAAGUAAUCUAAUGAAACAUGUUUAAUUAAGUAUAUUUUUAUUCUACUUAUUUAUUAUUGUAAAUAAAAUGUGAUAGCAAAUAAAAUUAAGGAUUUACACGUAUAAGAAGAAAGAGUUUUUUUAACGAAUAUUAUAGCCAUGUUAAUCAUGAGAUUUCCCCUUUCUCCUCCUACUAAACGUAAAGUUACGCUAGGAGCAGAUACGACAAUAUAGUGCAUUUGACAAUUUGAACCGCCGACCUUUCGGAAUUCAGUCCACUCUUGAUCUAUUGAGAUUUGAGGCACUUCUUAAAAACACCCCUUGUCGUUCAUAGAUUUUUAUUUCAUUAAAAUCAUUUUGAAUUUA
Maniola jurtina (meadow brown) is the source of this 2236-nucleotide messenger RNA. Its product is annotated as facilitated trehalose transporter Tret1-like. The transcript has 3 exons. The coding region runs from base 173 to 1681 and encodes 502 amino acids. Gene Ontology annotation, molecular function: transmembrane transporter activity. The record is from RefSeq and is a predicted model, not a curated record. Lineage: Eukaryota; Metazoa; Arthropoda; Insecta; Lepidoptera; Nymphalidae. Gene Ontology annotation, cellular component: membrane. Gene Ontology annotation, biological process: transmembrane transport.